This is a messenger RNA of Rhinopithecus roxellana (golden snub-nosed monkey), 667 nucleotides long. It is a transcript of the gene RPL18A, whose product is annotated as ribosomal protein L18a. Gene Ontology annotation, biological process: translation. NCBI's taxonomy places the organism in Eukaryota, Metazoa, Chordata, Mammalia, Primates, Cercopithecidae. The record is from RefSeq and is a predicted model, not a curated record. Gene Ontology annotation, cellular component: cytosolic large ribosomal subunit; ribosome. Gene Ontology annotation, molecular function: structural constituent of ribosome. The transcript is spliced from 5 exons. The coding region runs from base 84 to 614 and encodes 176 amino acids.
UUCCGGUAAUGAAGGCCUGGUGAACGGCUCCGCGAAAGAGGGCACUUCCUUUUGCUGGUGGCGGCGAGAGUGGAGAGAACGCCAUGAAGGCUUCUGGCACACUACGAGAGUACAAGGUGGUGGGUCGCUGCCUGCCCACCCCCAAAUGCCACACACCGCCCCUCUACCGCAUGCGAAUCUUUGCGCCUAAUCAUGUCGUCGCCAAGUCCCGCUUCUGGUACUUCGUAUCUCAGUUAAAGAAGAUGAAGAAGUCUUCAGGGGAGAUUGUCUACUGUGGGCAGGUGUUUGAGAAGUCCCCACUGCGGGUGAAGAACUUCGGAAUCUGGCUGCGCUAUGACUCCCGGAGCGGCACCCACAACAUGUACCGGGAAUACCGGGACCUGACCACUGCGGGCGCUGUCACCCAGUGCUACCGAGACAUGGGCGCCCGGCACCGCGCCCGGGCCCACUCCAUUCAAAUCAUGAAGGUGGAGGAGAUCGCAGCCAGCAAGUGCCGUCGGCCGGCUGUCAAGCAGUUCCACGACUCCAAGAUCAAGUUCCCGCUGCCCCACCGGGUCCUGCGCCGUCAGCACAAGCCACGCUUCACCACCAAGAGGCCCAACACCUUCUUUUAGGUGCAGGGCCUUCGCCUGGGUGUGCCCCAAAUAAACUCAGGAAUUACCUGGUG